UGUAAACAAAUACAGGAAAUAUAAGUGCAUUGCGCGUAAUGCGCACUGAAUGCACUGUCAUCUGUCGCUUCGUGCAUUGUUUGCCCAUACUUUUCAAAUUCACGGUUAUAUGCGAAAGACUAGUGGUCUAUGCAUUUAUUUGUCUGUGAUGCACACUGUAUGUACAUGUAUGUAACCCCUACAAAUGUACAUUUAGAUUCAUGGGAAUUGUAUGAUAACUUACAUGUAUCCCGUGUACAUGUGACACCCAAUUAAGAUAGUGUACAUGUUGAAUUCAUGUUUUGGACAAGUUUUAUAACAGGCAAAAUCCAUUUUGAAACCAAUCUGAAACACAAUGACUAUAUGAGUAGUCAUUCUUUUAUAUUUUCUAUUCGUUACUAGCUGAUAAUUAGUCACUGGCUUAAUUAGUGUUUAAUUGGUUGUUUAUUGGGAUAGUUUAAACUUAAAAAGAUUAGUUUUAAGUCAUGUUAUAUUGUAUUACUAGUUAGAUUUUUAUUAAAUUGCACUUUCCAACAAAAAUUAUCUACAACUUUCACUGCGUACAGUGUACAUUUAGUAGAUUGAGCAUUCAAUUGUCCUUCCGUUACCAAAUCUUAAUUAAUGUUUUUUGUUAUUAUGAGAUUACCAAACAUAAAUCAGUCAUUUUAAAUAAGGCUGAAUGUUCACAAAACAUCAUAGAUUGUAUUUAGUAACUUUGAAAUAACAUUGGCAAAGAAACUUCACGGAGUUUUGAGAAAAUGUGCCAUACUUGAAAUAUCCAUGUCGGUUUUGAUGUCCUAUUCUGACCUCAUUAAUAUGCAUAAUCUAUAAAUGACAAAUAAGUCUGAUCAAAACUUUGGCGGAAUUGAAAGGUUUUAGGUGUCACCAUGUAUUAACCGUAUUAACUUGAUUUUAACAAAAAAAGUCUUCGUGAUAUUGUGUUAAAACAUGAAAAUGCUGUCUGAAUGUCCUUCUGUUACCAUGGAAUUGCCCUAGAGCAAUAUUACUGUGGGUGUAAUAUACAUGUACCUGUACGAUCUGGUGCUGUUUACUGGUUAACAAUUGUGAUUUUCUAAGUUCUUGAUUGACUGGGAAUUAGGCCAACUGAUUUCCUGGACCAUCCGGCUGUGUACUCUAAUAACCACAAGUAAGCGGAUCUACAUGUACAUGUGCAUGUAUUUUUAGAGUGGUACGUAGAAACCACAAACAUACAAGAAGAACAUACAUGUAUUUUGUGAAAUGUUCAAUCCGCAUUCCCUUACACUGUUACCUGAAGUUACACAAUUUGGGUCUAAACUUUCAGAAACGCGUUUUGAAUUUCAUCGGAAAUCCUGUCUUUCAGGUGGUCUUUUUCAAUACAUUUUUUUCAAUUUCCCGUAAAAAAAAACCUGAGCUGUCUCAUCCAAGCUAUAGGUAAGCUUUACAUUAUUUUUUUGUUGAUACAUGUACUUGUACAUUGUAAGUCAGUACCUUAAACACACGUUGAAUCCCCUCGCCCAAAAAAAGCCCCAUUAACAAAAGUGAGGGAACAAUGGCAUGUUUGCGAUAUUUUCAGUGGGGAAGUCCUGCUGUCACCCCCAGAAGUUGUAAAAAACCAGAAAGGCGGCAACCUUUUAGUGAUGUCAGAUGUAUAUUAGACACAGCCCAGGUCAUGUGCCCCCAAGCGCCUUUACUUUCUGGUAUAUAUAAAAGUAGACUAAUUGUGGAGUUAUUGUAAAAAUUUCAGUUUUGUUUAUGUGUAUGUACAUGUCUACCUGUUGUUAUUCUGCAAGCAAGAUACGUGUUGUUAGUUACUGGCUAAUUGAUCGAUUGUUGUGAAACUGAACUCUAACUGCGUGGUAUACUAGUGACCUACCAAAGCUGCAUUGAUUAGCAGUGUGUAACCAUGGACUCCACACCAGACACUGGUCACCAGCUGGCAGACGUCCGGCUGAACUCGGCAACAACGCUGGAGAUGGAGACAUCCGGAGAGAUACCUUACAUGGAUGCGGACGAGCCCGCUCCAUCUCCCCCCUCCUCCCGAUCGGGAACCCUAAAGGCCCGGAAAAGCUCCAAGGGGCGGAGCCCUAAAUGCUCCCCACUGAUGGUGAACAAGGAGAGCAGCAUCCCCAUUGUCAAGAAGGAGGCAGAGAAGGUCAUGGAGAUGUUCUUGAAGAGGCGGAGCAUGAGCAUGAACGAUGCCAUCCUGCAGAAGGAAUUCUUCAGUCAGGAACGGAGGAGAAAGAAAGACCGCGCCCCACGGAAUAACACAGUCUCGAUUUGUUCCACAAUGAGCACAGACUCCAGCGACUACCGCAACAGUGGAGAUUUUGAGGAGGCCACCCUGACAAGAAGCAAGGGGAGCUUCAGCAGAGCUUUGGAGAACUCUGUUUUGCCGGGAGAUGUGCGGCGCGAACAGUCAUCGGCAGACGACGAACUGUCAUCGUCUGAUCAUGAAAUGGACAAGGAGAAGUCUCGUUCAGCUCCGUCCACCCUUCGCUUGCAGGUUGGUCGGUUGACCGAGGAAGAACUUGAAAAACUGCGGGAAGCAGGCAAUGGCUAUGCCCAGCAUGACAAAGAUGGCGUUAAGAAAGAUGUGAAGAAGAAGGACUUGCCCAAAAGGCGGAAAAGCCUGCUGGACAAAGCCAAGCAAAUCAUUCGCUCUCCUAGCAUGCAGAGGAAGCAUGACCACUCAGAGGAGAAAGAGGCCCCAGUGGGUCCCGAUGAAACCUCGGCCAGUCGAUCUAAAGUCCACCAAGAGAUGAAGCGUACUGGCUUUGCCAACAGACUGAAAAGGACAUUCAAACGGGACUCCCGCAAAAGCUCUCUGAAGAGUUGCGAGUCAGAGACAAGGACUCCCACCCCACCAAACUCGGCCUCAUCAGAAUCCAAAGAUGGGAGCAAAACAAGGCGAUGGCCGAGUUUCCAGCUCAAGAGGAAGCCGCGGAAGAGUGCGUCGACCCCCACCGACGAUAGCCUGGCCGGGGCUACGCCCUCAGACACAACAUCCAAUGCUGACUGGGCCUCGGUCAGCGACUACGACCACACCCAGAGCCUGACGGAGUUUGACCGGAGGAAGCUCCUAAAGGAGAUCCACAAUGGCGUCCAGUUGCGCCAUGCCCAGCAGGCUACCGGCAGUGAUUCUCAGCUCCACGCCCAGAGGGCGGAGAAGUUACCAUCUCGGAGAAGCGCCCCAGAGCCAGAGCACUGUGGGUUGGGCUCUACGGGCACCCAGACCCCCUCCUCAGUCCUUUCCAGCUCCCAGGAGUCCGGAAUGUCAUCUGACUGGUCGUCUGGAGGAUCAGGCCAGAGGACACAACGGCCCAGGAGCCUGAACUUGACGAGAUCAAGGCGGCACGAACGAGCAAGGCAGGGACUUAAUGAUGUCUUCAAGUUGGACAGGAUUACCCCGGGCCAUGUCCGCCGUGACACGGACACGCGACAGCCCGUCAUGCCCACUGCCCAGGAUGACAUUGACCCGGACCUGGAAACGGAUGGGAUCAAUGACACUGAGGAUGACAUGAGCGUUGAUGGGGGCAACGAAGAUGCGACUUUGCAGAGGCCAUCCAAGCGGGAGAGGGAGGAAUUCUACAAGCGGAUCGCCGACCGGCUGGCCCAGAUUGGAGACCGGUUUGUGACAGAGUACCAGGAGGGUCUGGUCGGGGAAGAUGAACAGGCCAGGCCCGUUUCCAGACAGCGAGCGAAGGAGCUGGGAGCAUCAGCUGUUCCUAUGGAAACGAGCGCGGCGGCAGCCACCGGAAGUACAGAAUCGGAUGAUAGACUGUUUGAUAGCAUCGGUGGAAGGAUACGGGACCAUGUGGAUGGUUACCGAGUGAUUGAUCUGAUUGUUUUUGAGCUUCUUAGAUUAAGUGGCAAUCCAAUACAAUCGCCUUUGUCACCAGAUGUAGAUAUCACCUCGUCAAUCCUGUCAGUGGUCCGCGACCACACCUACGCCGUCUUCCGCGACACCAUGCAGUCGCUUAUUGGCCAGGACACGGGCUUUGAGCAGCUGGCCUUGGUCUUCAAGUUCACCAAGCUGGCCAUGAAGAUCGCCCAGCACUAUGGCUCCCGGGCCAACGAAAUCAAGGACAACAGCCUACGGUACAUCGGAGAUCGCUUUGCUGCCUGGCUGGACAGCCAAGGGGGCUGGGGAGCUGUGGUGUAUUCCAGUGACUCAGAAGAAGAAGGGGAACAGUCUCAUCAUGGGGAAUCGGAAAUUGAUUAAUGAUGUCAUUGUGAGAUCACUGCUCAUUCUUGCAGAAAACUGUCAAUUCCUGAAAUGAAUUUUUGUUACAGGUAUCUAAAUGUAUAUAUGUAUUUCUUUGAAUGUGUCCACACUUAAAGAAUAGAACCUUUGCUUCUUUCUCUCCUUUUACUCCCACAUGGAUUAGAGAUGAUAUUUUUCAAGUUUGUUUUGUGCUGUACGACUGUACGUUUGUAAUUUUGUAAGAGGUAGGCCCAACUUAGGGCUGCUAAAUAUGCUAAGCCAAUUUGUGCUGUACAGAAAUCGGUAAAAAAUCCGUUUACAACGAGUGUACUAUACAGUGCAUGUUUUGGUGGUUGGUAACCAGUUUUUCUCAGCCUAUUCUCUCUUUGCAAAAACUUAUAGCCGGUUCAGAGAACCAGGAACGACUAUAAAUGGACCGUGUUUACAUGUAAUUGUGUGAAGCUAGCAGUUCGAUGUUCUUUAUAUGGUGGCACCUUGCAAAGAGUGAAUACUGUCUAAGCUCCACACAUCUGUGGUCUUAGUAGGUCUUUGAAAUUAGGUCUUGGCACAAGUUGUCAAUGUCCACUUGCCCAACUGGUGCAACCUGGAUCAGACUCCGUGGUGACAUGCUCAUGAAUUUUUUUGAGAAUGGUAAAAACUCAGUGAAAAGCACCUUGUCACUGUCGCGAUGCAACCUUGCUGCUAGGCAGCAGCGUUUUUUCCUCCGUGAUGUCUCGUAGUGUUUUUCAAAUUCUUGAAUAAGAAUCAUGUUUCCACAUUUCUUAGGAAUCGAUUUCCAUAGAUUUGAUUCUAGCAAGUCUGCAGCAAAUACGGAAGGGCCUGGACAUGUCCACGGGCUAAUGUAUGUGUGAUUUCUUUGAAUUGUGUGCUGGAAAAUUUUGAUUUCAAAGCAGUUUAAGAUAAACAGUUCUAUCAUGAUAGAAAUCUGUUGUAUUUGUUGGGAUGGGUUGACCAUUGUACAAGUACAUGCAACCACCAGAUAGAUGUCUUCUUCCAUGUACCUUUUGCCGAUGAAGAUUGCAAUUAAUUUGCAGUGGAAUUGCAAUUCCUGGGUGGAAUAGGAGUAGAUUCCAAAACUACUGGAAUCGCUGAGCACAAAUGUUUCUGCAGUGUGACACCUAUCAGCACCAGUCUUCAAUGCAGUCUUAAAAGCGAGACUUGAUAACCAGUUCCGAGGCAUUUGUUUUCCACUGACCUUGCUCAGACAUACCUCGCUUGUCAUUAGCUCUGAACUUUCCUGGUUGUUCUGUCUCAUACCCUGAAUCCAAGUACAGGUUUAUUUGUUUCAUUUCUUUAAGUCACAUGUUUCAUUUCCACUGUUGGCAGGGCACAGUUUGUAAAUAAGGAAUGCUUCACCACAAUAGAUUUUGGAAAUGUGAUCCUUAAUUUUUUUGUUUAUGUUUUUGUCAAUGUACGGAACAUGACUUACCUAAAAUCCAGUAUUCAUAUACCAGAUCUUUAUACACGUGUAAUUUGUAACUCAGAUGGUUAAUAAACUUGUACAUAUUCUGUAAGAUAUCUUGAAUUUUAAGAGUGAUACAUAUAAAAAAGUAUAUCAAUCUUUAUGAAACGUAGAGUGGAAAUUGAUGUACAAACCAGAUCAGCUGCAAUUAACAAUUAUUUGGUUAUGUACUUAGACGUAUGUUUAUUCAGGUGUUAUUGACCAUGGAAUUUAUGUCAUUACUUUGAUUUUAGUAUUUGAAACUUUGUUUUAAAUUUCUAGUGCUUGUAUUGAUUUUCGCUCGCGCAUUUUAGAAGACAAAUUUUGGCAAGUAUGAUAAUAUAUGUACUGCUCGUGUUAGCCUUGUUUUCCUGGAUAUUGAAAAAAGAGCCAUACUUAAUCUGCCCAAAAUGUCACAGUGUAUUGUAACCAAAUGUACAAACUUCUGGUAAAUUUCAUGUUAUCACAGCUAUAACAGGAAUGAACUGUAAAGUACUGAUUCCAUCAAAUUCAUGCUAAUUGAUUUCUUGGAUUUUAGAGUAAUUGGGUCUGGGAUAAUUAUUUUCAAAAUAAUAUGAGCCUUUCUGACAUCAAAAAUAAAAUACAGUUCGAUGAAUUUUGAUCCACAUUUUGAAAUUUAAUGACAGUGGUGCAUAUUUGCAUCAUUAGUAACAUCUGCUUGUUGUCUUGAAACGGUGCCAAGUUUGAGGCAGCAUUAUAAACACUCGGCUCUGUUACACACAGUACCAUUCUUGGCCAAUUUUCAUUUUAAGUACCUGGGAAUCCUAUUUAAUAUUCACAGUACAUUGUGACUGUGACAUUUGAACUGCCUGUUUUCAACAAUGAUCUCAUUGUUGUUCCUGGCAAUGAUCCAUCAUUGCCACUAAAUCUGAUAGUCGUAGCAUGAUCCAACAAGGCCUUUUGCUUUGUUGCCAUCAAAGUGGUCAAAAGUAUCGUGCACUUAACUAAGCCAUGUGGUAUAAUGUGUCAUGUGCAUGUAGAUCCAGUGUUUGCAUUCCGUACCAACUGAUUUUAGAUGACAUGUUCAUUGAAUCGUUCCCAUGGAUUAAGUCAAGCAAAGAAUAUUUGGUGUUGAGUAUUCUCAUUCAUUGCUGCUUGGUGACUGCAAGCCUUUUUCAAAACAUCUCAUGAUGCUUUGACGACGGUUUAUUCUCGGCAUAAAGAUUUCUGAUCUUUUGGCUAAUCUACCAGUCAGAUCUAUUGAGGGGGGCACUAACUUUUUUGAUGUUGUUGGAACUUUGACAAACUUUGAGAUCUCUUGCUCCAGGACAGUGAGUAAUACUCCAAAGCACCUGUUUCUUCUUGUUGAUUGAGUCAAGCAAAGAAUAUUUGGUGUUGAGUAUUCUCAUUCAUUGCUGCUUGGUGACUGCAAGCCUUUUUCAAAACAUCUCAUGAUGCUUUGACGACGGUUUAUUCUCGGCAUAAAGAUUUCUGAUCUUUUGGCUAAUCUACCAGUCAGAUCUAUUGAGGGGGGCACUAACUUUUUUGAUGUUGUUGGAACUUUGACAAACUUUGAGAUCUCUUGCUCCAGGACAGUGAGUAAUACUCCAAAGCACCUGUUUCUUCUUGUUGAUUGAGUCAGGUUUGAAAUACUGGACACUGGGGGAUUCAGCUGGGUAAAGCAUGCAUCAGGGGCCUAGUCUGUUGACUGCAAACACUUUGAUGAAGAAACCUAACUCUACAGGGCCUUAGAAUUCAUCAACAUCUCCAGAAUCCCAAAAGCCAAGCUUUCAAGAUCCUUAGUAAAGUCUUACUUUGUGUACCUUAAGUUACAGAAUUUUUUCCCUAAUGCAAAUCAGGUUCUGAAAUUUGCCAACUGUGCCCGAAUUGUCCACCCAUCAUGCACAUAUUUACUAGCAAUUUCUUUCUUUUUUAUAAAUUUUUUGACAUCGUUUUAUGACCAGAUUUGUUUUUGUCAGUUCACUUUGUUAAACAAAGUGAGUAUUCCCUACACCCUGUGAGAUUCAAUGUCGUGUCAGUUACGUGCCUUUUGACUAAAAAUUUUCAUUUAAAUUUCUUCCUCUUGAUAUUUAAUCCAUUCAGAAUUGUAAAUACAUGGACUGUAUCUCAGCCACUCCACUGGUUUUUAGAACCGUUACAUUUACAUGUACAAUUUUAUGUACAUUAUACAUGUAUCUCCUGCCAUGUGCGAAAACUUCCCACUACAUUUAUAUGUGAUAAAAAUUCCACAAAUUUAAAGAAGUACUUUUUUCAGUACCUUCUUUUAACAAAGUGGUGACCUUUUUAACGCAUCACUUAUUCAUGCGGUACAUUUUAACAGUCUGUAAUUUGUCAUGGUUAUGUGUAAGAUGUAUCAUUCGGUCAGUUCUUUAAAGAAAUUGUGAGUUUCCUCAAGGGUAGUUUGCUGUUUUGUUUGUUUUUUUUCUUUCAGCAUUCAAGUUUGCAAAUCAAAAAUGUGAAUAGUGACACACCGUUCCAUCAUGAGUUCAGAUUUGUGGGAAUAUCCAGCGCCAUCAGAAAUGUGAAUUUUGUAGGUAAAAACUUUAACACUGCGACACUAGUAUCUUUAAAAUGAGCGUGAUAUACUGUAUUUGUAAAGGUCAUGAAGGAUUUUUGGUGCUCAAGUAUGCCUGGAUCUUAUAUGUUAGAAGGGAAGUUAUAAAGAAAUGGCUUGUUAGAGACUGUAGAAAUUGCGCCCCCAUUUUUAUAAGAAUUGUAAUAUAAUCCCUGUAGAAAAUGCCAUUUUCAUGAGUACAUAUGAUGUAGGGAUCGUCUUUAAGAACGUAAACUGUAUAAAGAUGUCAAGAGUACUUAGUGUACAUGUAUAUUCCAUAUUGUAGAGUACUACAUAUUUAUUUCUAAGAUAUGUUUGUCUUCUGUUUUUAAAUGCUGCAUUUGAGAACUGAAGUGAAUUUUUCACAGUUUUGAUUUCAUGGUAAUCGACGGUUAUGAGCUUGGACAAAAUUUUGUUCGAAUCUAUCAUUUUUCCUGCGUGGUACAAAUUACCUAUUAUGCUGAAAAUGUGUCACACAAGAUUUGUGCCUAUUUUUGGGUGUGGAGAAAGGGUUAGUAAGGGUCAACACAAUUGAGUUACUGGCCUGUGUGGAGAUUUAUUAUUUGCUCAUAAUGUUCUGCUUUGCAAAAAUGGGUUACCAGUGUAAAUGCCAUGCAAUGUCUUUUGCAGCUGGUACUCGGUAGAUGUUCGUCAAGCAUCUGGCGUUUAGCCUGAGGAGAAUUUCCCUCUUUGUGAAGUUGCACUUGGGGUCAGGAAUGAACAAUUUUUGUCCAAGACGAAACUUAAGUAAUGUGCAGGUGUGCUUAAUCACGAUAUUAAGGAGAGAACCAAUUUGCAAGUUGUUUGGGAAUGUUAGGCAGCUGUAAGUGAACCAUGGACCAAUGAUGCAUAUUUCUGCAAUCCUGCUUUUAAAGUAGAGGGCCAUUUAUGUCCCACUUUAGUGGAAAAAAGAAUGGGAUUGAGCUUUUGAAGCUACUGCAAUAUUGUGUUCAAAACAUGUUAAGAUAUAAUUUUAGAAUGAGCAGAUAUGUCAGUCCAUGCAUACAUGCAUGUGGUAUCCAAGCAAGCUUCUUUUGGCAUGGCUCACAGCCAGUUGUGCUUGAUAUUCAUGAAACUUGUUUUGCUGUGUAGUUAAAAGUUGCAUUAAAGAUGGAAUUAAAGACGAAUUGAAAAGGAACAAAGA
Messenger RNA from Acanthaster planci (crown-of-thorns starfish), 9307 nucleotides. RefSeq lists its product as uncharacterized. Lineage: Eukaryota; Metazoa; Echinodermata; Asteroidea; Valvatida; Acanthasteridae. Gene Ontology annotation, molecular function: actin binding. Gene Ontology annotation, biological process: regulation of apoptotic process. The record is from RefSeq and is a predicted model, not a curated record.